Molecule: messenger RNA, 327 nt
Organism: Penicillium cosmopolitanum
Lineage: Eukaryota; Fungi; Ascomycota; Eurotiomycetes; Eurotiales; Aspergillaceae
Gene: aspf8
Product: ribosomal protein P2
Exons: 2
Coding region: 1-327 (108 amino acids)
Biological process (GO): cytoplasmic translational elongation; translation
Cellular component (GO): cytosolic large ribosomal subunit; ribosome
Molecular function (GO): structural constituent of ribosome
Source: RefSeq, a predicted model, not a curated record
AUGAAGCACCUCGCAGCCUACCUUCUGCUCGCCCUUGCCGGCAACGAGUCCCCCUCCGCCGCCGACAUCAAGGCCGUUCUGUCCUCCGUCGGCAUUGACGCUGACUCCGAGCGCCUCGACAAGGUCGUCGCUGAGCUCCAGGGCAAGGACAUCCAGGAGCUGAUCGCUGAGGGUUCCUCCAAGCUGGCUUCCGUUCCCUCCGGUGGUGCCGCCGCCGCUGGUGGUGCUGCCGCUGCCGGUGGUGCCGCUGAGGCCGCCCCCGCUGAGGAGAAGGAGGAGGAGAAGGAGGAGUCCGAUGAUGACAUGGGAUUCGGUCUCUUCGACUAA